AUGUGGAGAUGUAUUGGCCUCCUGCUGUUUUUAGGACAAUGUAUUAUAGUUACCUCGGAAUCCAGCGAAACCCCAGGCACACGUAAUACCAGGGACACAGAAUGCUGCCCUUGUCCAGAGGGUAGAAGUGCUGAUCUUACUGCAUCAGCUACCACCCAUUUCAAUGAUGACUGCCCGUGCAAGGCACGAAGUGCCGAUUCCGAUCCUGCAGCAUCAAUUUUCACGCCAAUCUUUCGUGCUGCUGGUCCACCCGCUAGGCAAAUACAACAAAAUGAUAUGAAGCCUUUAUUAGAACCGGAAGUAGGUCUUGCGUCCUCAGUACUUGAAACUUUGCGAGAAGCUACUGAAGAAGAAUACCAAGAAGCACUGGCUAGAGAUGCUGCCAGGAAUGCUUUACAGGAUGAUAUAAAUAAACUAGUCAAAAUCGUAGUGAAUCAUGAACCUCGAGAGGCUGAUGCUGAGCCAGAAGCUUCAAACAGUCAUACCGUAAGGUGUGUUGAUCCUUUAGAAAACAAUAACUUUUUGGGGCGUAGCUCUCUUGAUUAUCCUAGUAUUGGACAAACGCCGAUUUCGGACAGAAUACGUGGCAUUAAUGAAGCUCAGAAUAUUUUUUAUAGAACUUUGGAUAAAUCCAAAAACGCCAAAUUUCCUGACAGCCUAAUAUAUAAAAAGCCUCUUCAAAACAGGUUAAAAACACCUUUUCUAGAACAAGAUUUAUUAGUUUCGCCUGCUGAUAAUUUAAAUACAUUUGUACAAGCAUCUGAAGACUUACCAGUUACGUCUUUAUUACAAGGAAGAAAUAACCUACUAAAGCAAUUGGAUUUAAGACAUAUAUUUAAUUUAGAUAAAGUUACAUCACUCGUUCCUAAAGAAAUAUUAAGUGGAAGGAAUAAUAUAUUACCAGAGAGGAUAAACAAUUUCCCAAGUCAUUAUCCUGAAAAUGUUUUAGAUGAAGCGUUGGCUGAGACUGAAAAUAUAAAAAAAUGUAUAAUGGAAGAUAAACCAAAUAAUAGUGAAGGGUCUGCAACAACAAAAAUAUUAAACAUUCUUCCAACACAAAGCAAUCAUAAAAUUCAAGCAAAAGCCUCAGAAAAUUUAGAUUUUUAUGAUGAAAACAUGCUUAACAAAGGCGACGCUACAGUUGAAGAAAGUCGUGACAAGUUUAAGAUGGUAUUUUCUCCUGACAAUAACGGCUACAAGAUUUUGCCAAGCUCCUUAGAUAGUAAAGAUGAACACCCACAAUUUAAAACUGAACAGUUAACCUCACAAGAUAAUGAUAUUCCAUCAAUUAAGGGAAGUAUUUUAAAAACUUUAGAAGACUUUAGGGAAGCAAAUGCUGUCAUGCACGAAAACUUAAAAUCAAGUCUUGAUAAUGUUUUACAACUUAAUUCAGCUCGUGUGGUAUCAGAUGGCGACUAUAAUACACUAGCAGUUCCUGUUACACUCGAACCUCAAGUAUGGAAUAAUAAACUUGAAGAAUCACCUAGGCUAAAACAUGCCGACCACGACGCUCUUUUAAAAAGCUCUGAUGCGUUAGUUUUAAACAAGUUAGAUAACCAAAACCAGCAAAUAACAAAUUUACAUUCAAAUCGAGAAACUGAUCAAAGAAAUGCUGAAAGUGAGACAAAAUCAGAUAUAAUGGAAAAGGACAGCGCAAAUACUGAUACAUGUUUGGUGUAUGGCAAUAGCGAAGGCAAAAAUGCAAACAGUGAUCUGAGUGAAAUGAAAAUGGCUGCAAGUGAACCAUUCAAUACGCGAUAUGGAUUUUCACGAAUGUCACAAAACAAUGUAGAAAAUAGAGCCAAAAAUUCUCUUAAUUUACGGGCGCCAAUAAGAAAUGUAGAGGAUAUAAAUUUAGAUUUAUUUGAUUUUCAACCAUUCUCUAUGGAUCAAGAUAGUACAAGGAAUACAAUUAGUUCAUUACCACGCUUAAACAUGAAAUCUUAUAAAACUAGAGUACCGAUCCCAAAGUCAUUGGAUUUAAAACCUGUCAAGUUACAAAAAGCCUUUAGAAAAGGUAAUGACGUACUGGGAGCUGUUUUAACAAUCCAACCACAUUCUGAAGGAAAAAGCAACAACAUGGUAUCAGCUCAAAGUAGGAGUAGUGAUAAUAUUUUUGAUCAUCCCUUAGGGAUGCUACCAAGUUUUGAUGAUUUACGAUCAUUUUUAGAACAUAGUGCAAAACAUAUACUGAAGUUCCCACACCUAUCAAGAAAUGUUGGAACAAAUUUAGCUUCCCCGCUAAUCAAUAUAGAAGAUGCUGCAGAUAACCUAAGAACAUAUACAGAAGAUACAUUAAAAAACGUUCAACAGUCUUUGGGUAAUACAUUGCAUAGCGUUCGGGACAGAGAUCGAACUAUAAUAGGAGACGCUCUUCUUAACCCAAAUGGCUUAGUCGAAUCGUUAUCUAAAAAUAAUUUGGAUGUGAACGAGAAGCUACAUGACUUGCACAUAAAUCUAAAUGAUAGAUUACAAAGAAUAUUUGACCAAUCUAGAUCAUCAUCCAAUAUACAGCCACUAAACACACGGUAUAAUUCAUAUCCCAAAAAUAUUUCGAUGCAAAGGAAACAAACAAAUACAGGCCAUAAACUAUCAAGUAACAGAAUUUAUGAAAAUAGACCUCUUUCUAAGAUACCUUCAAAUAGAGACAAUAACAUUUUGCAUCGAAAGCUAAAUCCAAAAGCCUCAAUACAGAGUCAAAGAAUCGUCGACAAUUCACGUGCAAAUCUACCUGUUAGAAACGUAGACAAACCGAUUACUUUACAGAAUGCACGACUUAGCAAAACGGUUGAAUCAAAUCCCAAUUUACAAAGAGUAUUUCAACCCAAGGAAUAUAAAAGCGUUCCUUCUCUUACAGCAAAGAAAGCAGCGAUACUAGAAUCGCUUACUAACAAAAGGCCUUUAUUACCAAAUUUGGAAAAGAAAUUAUUUAACCCAACAUUGUCUAGAAACACUCAACCCAACCGUAAUUUCUUAGCACGAAAUACACUAGCACGUGAGCAAAAAACUUCACCAAGUGAAACUGUAUAUAAUACUGUACCUAUAGAAGAGAGAGCCAGAGACAGUGUACAAGCGAAAAACAUCGAUGAUAAAAAAUUUAGAGCACCACUGCCUCCAUCAUUUUUGAAAAAAUCAUUUUUACCUAACAUCGCUGACAACAACUUUUUGUCGAAGGUAAAAGACGCUGUGACCAGGGAUACUCCAGUACAUUCAAAUAUUGGAGACAGAAAUGAUGUAAUACCAUCCCCAUCAGAAAUGAUUAAGUCUGUUGAACCCCCAAAAGAGAAUAUAGCAUUUAACUGCAAAAUGGUUUGUGAUAAGGCUUAA
Messenger RNA from Pieris macdunnoughi, 3327 nucleotides. Lineage: Eukaryota; Metazoa; Arthropoda; Insecta; Lepidoptera; Pieridae. The record is from the annotation of a GenBank genome assembly.